Messenger RNA from Falco peregrinus (peregrine falcon), 912 nucleotides. Its product is annotated as sperm acrosome membrane-associated protein 6-like. Lineage: Eukaryota; Metazoa; Chordata; Aves; Falconiformes; Falconidae. The coding region runs from base 1 to 912 and encodes 303 amino acids. Gene Ontology annotation, biological process: fusion of sperm to egg plasma membrane involved in single fertilization. The transcript has 8 exons. The record is from RefSeq and is a predicted model, not a curated record.
AUGGGGUGGUGGUGGGUGCUGGCUCCCUGGCUCCCUGGAAACCCAGGCAUCAAGGCAGGGGGGCUUGCCUUGCGGCAAUGGGUGGCCCUGGCAUCCUGGCUCCCUGCGGUGCACUCCUGCCUGCUCUGCUUUGGGCCUCCCAGUCAGCGCGAACAGCUCUGCCAUGACAUUACUGGGGCCCCCCUCAAGGACCCUCGACAUCAACGCUGCCUUGAGGCCCUUGCCCAGGCUGCUGAGCCACUUUCCUCUGUCACUGUGGGGUCGGGGCAGCGUGAUGUACUUCGGGAGAUCGUCAUGGAUGCCCUGCAUUUUCUGGAGAAGCAGAGCAAGACGAAGCCCUUUGAGGUGUCUCUACAGGCAGCCGUCAACGUAAUCUGGGCGAAGCUGAGCCAUCUGGAGAAAGCUCCAGCCUGUGUCCCACCUUGUGGAUACCAGCCAGCUGCUCGUGUCUUCCAGUGUGCUACCUGCCGCCUCGUGGACUGCCAGUUUCCCCUGGAUUGCCCAGUGCAGGUCCUGCGGGCCCAAACAGAUGAAACCGUCACACUGCACUGCUCUGUGCCCUUUGCCACCCUCCCUGGCCUGCCCGUUACCUGGAUGUUUGCCAAGGACCUGUACACACAGGACCUGACACUGUUUGAGGAGCUGCAGGGAAGCACAGAGGGAUCUCGCAUUCUGAUCAUCCAUGACCCCAUUCCAGGAACCAUCGCCUGUUCCCUGGGGGAGGUUUAUGAGCCAUUGGUCCGCAAGUACUUCUACCUCAACGUAUCAGAGGGAAGUGUGGAGGACGAGCACAGACUCCAGGCUCGGUUCAGAGCUGUGCUACAUUGGCCCCACAGCAAGACCCGCCUGCGCCACAUGGUAUUGCUGGGGCUGGCACUUGGCUCCAUGGCGCUCGUGCUGCUGCUGGUGUGA